GAAGCCCUGGUUCAUACCAUCCGUCCUUAUUGCCGGUGGCUCUAAGGAGCCCAUCAUGGCGACGCCCCCUAAGCGGCGGGCUUUGGACAUCACGGGGGAGAAAGUGCUGCGUUAUGAGGCCUUCAUCAGUGACGUGUUGCAGCGGGACCUGCAAAAGGUGUUGGACCAUCGAGACAAGGUAUAUGAGCAGCUGGCCAAAUACCUUCAACUGAAAAAUGUCAUUGAGCGACUCCAGGAAGCUAAUCACUCGGAGUUAUAUAUGCAGGUGGACUUGGGCUGUAACUUCUUCGUUGACACGGUGGUCCCAGACACUUCCCGGAUCUAUGUUGCCCUUGGAUAUGGUUUUUUCCUGGAGUUGACACUGGCCGAAGCUCUCAAGUUCAUUGAUCGUAAGAGCUGUCUCCUCACAGAGCUCAGCGACAGCCUCACCAAGGACUCCAUGAAUAUCAAGGCCCACAUCCACAUGUUACUAGAGGGGCUUAGAGAAUUACAAGGUCUGCAGAAUUUCCCGGAGAUGCCUCACCAUUGACUUCUGCCCUCACGCCCCCGACAUUAAAGAGCCUGAAUUCUUUGAGUCA
Molecule: messenger RNA, 578 nt
Organism: Condylura cristata (star-nosed mole)
Lineage: Eukaryota; Metazoa; Chordata; Mammalia; Eulipotyphla; Talpidae
Gene: UXT
Product: ubiquitously-expressed, prefoldin-like chaperone
Exons: 7
Coding region: 56-529 (157 amino acids)
Biological process (GO): negative regulation of transcription by RNA polymerase II
Molecular function (GO): transcription corepressor activity
Source: RefSeq, a predicted model, not a curated record